Messenger RNA from Camarhynchus parvulus, 7411 nucleotides. RefSeq names its product chromosome 4 C4orf54 homolog (gene C4H4orf54). The record is from RefSeq and is a predicted model, not a curated record. The coding region runs from base 1 to 4311 and encodes 1436 amino acids. NCBI's taxonomy places the organism in Eukaryota, Metazoa, Chordata, Aves, Passeriformes, Thraupidae. The transcript is spliced from 3 exons.
AUGGACGCGCCCGGCCAGCGGCCCGCCAGCCCCCGAGCCGGCCCGGAGGGCGCGGCGGCGGAGCGGGACCCGAACACAAACCGGAGCCCGAACCCUGGCCCGGAGGCGCCCAUCCAGGAGGAGAGGGAGACGGCGUACGUGGAGAUCCGCGGCUCGCCGCAGGGGCCGGAGGAGAGCCGCCAGAAGCCCGAACUGGCCCCGGCCGGCGGCGCGGAGGGAGCGUCCGGUCCCGCACCGGACAGCGGAGCCGGUGGGACCGGGGAUGGCGACUCGGCGAGCGGCGGACCCCCGGCGGAGGAAGCGGGGCCAGCAUCCUUGGACCGCGGGCGGGAUCGCCCUCCUUCCCCGGCGGCGGCGGAAUGCGGCGCUGACACCGGCCCCGGCUCCGUGGAAGCGGCGGGGAGCGGCGGAACGCCGGAGGCGGGGGGCUGCCCGGAGUCCUCCUCCUCCUCCUGCCCUUCGCCCGUGACCAAGGCGGACGACUCUCCCGCAAUGGGCGACCCGGUGUCGACGGAGGGCAAAACCUCCUCGUCGUCCUUCGGCUACGAAAGCGAAGUGGAGGAUGAGGUCGCGGGGCGCAAGGCGACUCCCCCCGGCGCCCCCCCGGGCUCCCCUCCCGGCGGCGGCCGCGACGAGGCGCACUAUAUCAGCACGCAGGAGAUCCAGCUCAGCGAGGUGGACCACGACAUGGACUUCGACGCGGGGCUGGCCGCCCGCUGGGACUUCGAGGAUAACAACGUGAUCUACUCCUUCGUUGACUACGCCUCCUUCGGGAGCGACGAGACCCCGGGGGACACGCUGACGGAGGAGGAGGAGAAUAGCUGCUACCUUAGCACGACCACCAGCGACCCCAACAACCAGACGGACAGCAUCGACAACACCAGCAGCACCGAGAUCGUCAGCCUUACCUCCGAACACGACACCCCCGGCGCGGACAAGCGCGCCAGCUCGGGGGAAAGCCGGUCCAAGCAGCCCGGCCGCCCCGGCGGGAGCCCGGGCGCCCAGCUUCUCCUAUCAAUCAAAGCCGCUUCCCGGGCUAUAAAUGAGUCUAGCAACGUGCACGGAAAGCAAAACACUGUUUACGCUGCCAAGCAUGAAGGCGACAUGAGUCUCCGUGUCGCCGCGGCUCCCGACCGCAGUGCGAGUUUAAAACAGGAUGCGGUCCGCGACCACGCGAAAAAGUUCAUCGCGGUGCCCGCGCGGCUGCAGACGCGCUGCGGGGCCGCCAGGGCAGGGGAGCACUCGAGCGGCGCCUCCAGCGCCGUCAGCGAGCUGGACGAUGCCGACAAAGAGGUGCGAAACCUUACGGCCAGGGCUUUCCGCAGCCUGGCGUACCCCUAUUUCGACACCCUGCGCCCCGGCUCCCGCGCCUCCUCCGCCUCCCUGUCCGACAAUGCCCUGGGCAUCAACCGCUGGUCCACCUACCUGGACCUCAAGUGCGGCACUCUGGGGCAGAGAGCCGAGCCCAGCCUGCUGCGCUCCGGCCGCUCGCAGACCAAAGCCCUCGAGUUCGUGGUCAGCAAGCUCGACGGGGAGAUCGCCCACGUCGAAACGCCGCGGCGGCUGCGGGCGGGCUCCCGGGUGGUGACCCUGCUGGACCUCGGCGAUGCCGCCGAGGCCGGGGAGCCGCCGGCGGCGGAGGGCGGCGGGAAGGGCUCCAGCAAGAAGUCCAGGUUCGCCUCCAGCCUCCUCAAAAAUGUCAUCUCCAAGAAGAUGCAGCUGGAGCACGAGUUCAAGAUGGAGCGGGGCGAGAUCACCGACACCUCCUACACCGGGCCGGGCGCGGGCCGGGAGCCCGAACCCACCGGCGGCAGCGCCGGCCGGGAGCGGCAUCGGGAGGGUGGCGUGCAGCGGCAGAACUCCCGGCACUCGGAGGGCGGCUCGGACUGCGCCGCGGCGCCGGCGGAGGAUGCGGGCGAGGGCGGCGGGGGCCGCUCCCCGGCCUCCAAGGCGUCGACGCCCCGCGAGGGGAACCGCAGCCUGGACCGGGCGCUGUCCGAGGAGCUGUGUGAGGUGAAGCGCAGCGCCUCGGAGGCCAUCAAGGCCACCUUCCUCCGCAGCCAGAACAGCGCCUUCAGGUCCUGGAAGGAGCGGGAGGCGGAACGGAAGGAGGAGAGGGCGCCCGUCGGCAAGCUGAAACUUUCUCCCAAGAACGACUGGCGAGCCGACCUGGGUGAGAUCUCUGCCGGCAAGUCCACCAAGAUGUCCCGCCUGUUCGUCCCCGCCAUUCAGCACACCCCUCGGGAGAAGGAUCCCGGCAAGAGGGCGACCAAGUGCUCCGCCGCCACCGCCGCGUCCUCGGCCGCCGCCGCCGCCACCUCGCCCCCCGCCGCCAAGCCCAAAGCCCCCGAGAUCAAGAUCAGCCUGGGCAGCGUGCAGCAGCCCCGGGACGCCGCUUUCAGCAUCGCGCAGCUGCUGACGCCGCAGAUCGCAGGCCGGCCGCCGGAGGAGGGCAGGGGGCAGCCGCUCAAGCCUCUCAAGGCCGGCGACGGCACCGACAAAGUGCCGCAGUUCCUGGUGCGCGACGUGAGGGACAGCAAGUACAGAGCCCAGGGGAUCCUCCACCAGGUGCGGGACGUGCGGAAGCUCAUCAAAAGCUCCUACAGCGCUGAUUCGGGAGAUAACAGCAGCGACAAGGGCAGCGGCGCCUCCGAGCAAGGCGGCGCGGAGCAGAAGCCCCGGCAGCAGCUGGUCAUCGCCGGUGUGCCCCGGUCGCUCUCCCCCGUGGUCAUCACCUGCCAGGCGGUCGGCCACACCGGCACCAAGCCCACCGAGGCGGGGGCCAAGGCGGCGGGCAAGGCGUCCGCCUGCCCCCCGGAGGGCACCGUGCUGGUGCACCGCACCUCGGGCAGGCUGCCAGUGGCCACCAUCGCCCCCAACAAGAGCGAUGCUCGCCAGCCGGCUGUGCUCAAGAUCGUUUCCAAAUCCUCCGCGCCCUGGCGGCACCAGCCGCCGCAGCCGCCGCCCCCCGAGAGGGGCCGGGGACCGGAGGAGGACCCGCGGGAGGAGAGCAAGGCAGCGCCGGUGCAGAACGCGCUGGAGAAGCUGACGGCGGCGGUGCGGAGCAUGGAGGAGCUCUACAGCUUCAACAAGCGCGAGUGGAAGCGCAAGAGCGACCCUCUGCCCAUCACCGACAGCCACGUCCUCUCCCUUAUCGCCAGCCAGGAGCGGGGCGCCGGCUCCCGACCCGCCGCCACCGCUGCCGCUCCGCCCCCGCCGGCGGACAAGGCGGAGGAGCCGUCGGGCAAGGGCCCGAGCAGCGAGCGGCUGCCCCGCCGCCCCUCCAACAGCGCCGCCGACAAGGUCUCGGCCAAGGCGGCCGCCUUCGAGAGCCUGGCCCGGCAGCGGCAGCGCGGGCGGCCCGCGGGGCCGGCACCGCCGCGCUCCCCUCGGCUGCCCGCGGGCGGCGGCGGCGAUGCGGAGCGCGGCCCCGACUGCGGGAACUAUCUGUCGCUGCCGCUGAAGGCGGCCGCCGAGCCCGGCUCCCCCCGUCCGCGGGGGCCACGGAGGGCGGCGGCGUCCGCCCCAGCCCGGUGUCGGCGUCAGCGGCGGCGGCGGCGCUGUGCGGCCUGCAGCCCUUCGGCGCCGCCAAGAGCCCCGGCAGCCCCAGACCGCCGCCCGGACCCCCGCCCGCCGAGGCGCCCCGCAGCCGCCCCGCCGCCCGCCGAGGGUGCGCCCGCCGCCCUGUACCGCCCGCCGCUGCCCUUCGCCGCCCUGCCCGGCGCCGCGCCGCCGCCGCUGCUCUGCUUCUCGCCCUCCGUGCCCGCCGCGGCCACCGCGGCCGAGCCCUUCCCGCAGACGCAGCGCAAGGUGCUGCUGGACGUGAGCACCGGGCAGUACUACCUGGUGGACACGCCCGUGCAGCAGCCCCUCAAGCGGCGCCUCUUCGACCCCGAGACCGGGCAGUACGUGGAGGUGCCGGUGCCCCAGCAGCCGGCCGUGGCUCCCGUCCCGCUGCCUCUCUCGCCCCUCGCCCUCAAUGCCGGUGCCUACGGCGCCACGUACAUGCUGUACCCCGGGCUCCUGCCCGCCGCCACCGUGCUGCCCGCCGGCGCCCUGCAGCGCCCGCUGUCGCACUCGGGCAGCGACGGCAGCGCCCCCGCAGAGCCCGGCAGCCCCGCCGCGCCUGAGGCGGCUUUCGCCGAGAGCCCCUACUACGUGGCCACCGGCAAGGGCCCGCCGCCGCCGCGGCACGGGCCGGCCGAGGCGAAGCCGGUCAUCAGCAUCACAGCGCCGGCCACCGGCCCGCGGAUCGUCGCGCCGCCCUCCUUCGACGGCACCACUAUGCGCUUCGUGGUGGAGCACCGGUGAAGAGCGCGGGGAUAAGGAAGAAGAAUUAUGCUUCUUUAAUUUGAAAUACACUUGGUAACUCUUCAACAUUAAUCCUAAAAACUGCUUCUACAGUUUUCUCAAUUUUUUUGCUUCAUCAUACAAAACAAGCAUGUAAGUUUCUUGUUUUCUCCUAAAUGCCCCUCUGUUUUGGAGUAUGCCUACAUUUAAUUAUGUGAGCAGCACUAAACUACUGCAUUAGUUUGUGCAAAGUUCUUUUUGUGCUGAAGCUGAUCUGCAGGCUUUAGGCAUUGCCUCUGGUAGCUAAUGGCAGUGAUGCCACUGCAGCUGUUUGUAAAAUGCAGGGUGUAAAUGCAGCAGUGUUUCAGUGUGGAUCACCACAUAUCCUCAUUCAGGUUCCUGGAAUGUGUUGUGAUGAUCCAGUGCAGCCCUGCAGCUCUUCACAAAUGAAAUUAAGCCCUCAGCUCUCUCCUAUUGCCUUAAAUUAGGGUCUUCCUUAUAGGUUUUAGUCACAAUUUGCAAACAGAUGGUUUUUUAUACUCUCUACUUCUCACUUGGAAUUGCAAAGGAAGAGAGCUGUAGUGUUAAAUUUAUCCUUAGUGUUUAUUUUUUGCCAUGGUUCAAAACAAGCUGUGUAAAUGUCAGAAAACACAUUUGAUUGCUUUCAUUUUUUGUUUGCUCUUCUGUACUGUGUUGAAUAUCACAAGUUGCCUUAAUUAGGACAGCGUUUUAAUACUGGGAAACCAAAAAUUGAAUGUAAUAUUUUAAAAUCCUGGUUCUAAAGGAGAGAACAGCACUUAUUUUCCUUUAAGACUGCAGUCUAUUCUUCCUUAAAUUGCAACAUUGUUGAAAACAUAAUCCUAGUCACUGCCCUGUGAGAAUAAUUUUUAAAUGUUACAGCCUCAGUACUAUGCAGUUGUUUCUUUAGCUGUUUGACAGGUUUAUCUGAGGGAUACAAUUACAAUUUGCUGAGAAAAUAUUUACCUUUGGAACAAAAAAUAUACAAUAAGAUUACUGACAGUGCAGUGAUUUAUAUGUCCAACUCUGCUCAAACUGAUUGUUUUUUGUUACCAGCAACUAGUUUGUCUCAGCAAAAGAGAAUUGUUAUUAUUAUGCCAAAUCUAAAAUUCAAUAGUCUGUUCCCUGCCCAAAAUUUUGGCUAAGUGAAGAACUUUGGGAAGCAAAUAAAUGUAAGACCAAACCUAAAUUAUAUAACAUAAAUCUUUCUUGAGGUAACAGAUUAGAAUUCGAAAGUCUAAAUGCAAACCUCAAAAGUCUUUAUUUAAGCAUUUGCCCAAAGGCAGGAUUUUUCUCCACCUGUUCCCAAGGCUUCCUGCAGCUAGAAAAGUUUCAGUGUUUCCCAUUUUAAAAAUAAGCCCUGGGUUUUCAUUUUCCUGAGUAACUCACGAGGUACAGAAAACUCAGGUAGAACUGUUUUUAACCAUAUGUGUGAGAUUGUAUUUCAAUGCAAUUUAUUUGUUUACAGGCCCAAGUUGUAAUUGCCCUUAGGAUGAAAUGCACCACAAGUGUGCAGAUAGUGAGUGAUUUCUCGUGUGCCUUCUCACUCACUUUCAUCAUUGUGGAAAUCCAGUGAAUAUUCUGACCCUUUUUAAAGAGCACAUAUCAUGUAAGGCCAAUCCCUGUGCUCUUCAGCUGUACAAUCUGCAUGACAAGCUUUACCUGCCCCUGGGAUGGGGGCUGACUGCCUCUUAAAGGAGAUGAAUGCUUCUCCCCUUCUCUCAUGACUGAUAGGUUCAUAGGUGUUGUGAUUAGAGUAUCAGUGUUAGGCAGAACAGUACUUGGGACUGCAGGACAGUGCAGGUACCAGAGUGGCUGGUUCCCUGUGACAUACACAUAUGCAGAAUGUUCAGUAUAAUACUAGCAUCCCUGUUCCACAAUGGUCCUGUCCUACCUUUUCCUGUAUCGGUGCUUGGAGAGGAGUUUCCCGUUGCAGUUUACAAGAUAUAGGUUUGCACACACAACCUCAGGUUUACAGUUUCACCCAGUGUACUUGAAAGGAAAAAAAAAAGCAUAGAAAACAACUGCCCAGGAUUUCAACAUGUAUUUGUUGGAGGUAAAUUUUGCAGGGUUUUUUUUUCACUGUCUGUGGAGAUGAAAGCAAUGAAAUGAGGGAAUACCAACAGCUAUUUAUUUUCUCAGGGGAGUUUACUUCAGUGGAAUGUGUCAAUCCUAAUGUCAAAUCGUGUUUACUUGAUUUUGUCUAUUUCUAAAAAGACUUCUUGUUUGCAUCAAGGGGUCAGUUUUGCAAGGUGCUUCUCUAACCCAGCAAAGCCUUCACAUGCAUCUCCAACUUCAGAUACUUAAGCAGAUUCCUGGGGACUUCGGUGGAAGGAUUUUCUCCUUCACCCAUCUAUGCAAAGCUUUGCUGAACUCAUCCCAGAGUGCUGAAUGCCUUGCAGACCUGAGCACCAGGUUCUUCCCUUUACAGAACCCGAUCUCUGGGCUUGAGUCAAGCCGGACCCAGCAGAUAAUGCCACAAAAGCUCACCAGAAAAAAGCUCUGGUAAUAUGGUGCUCCUCCAUGUAUGCCCAGUGGUGAAUUUCUCCAGUGGAUGGGGUGAUGUGUAACCACAUAUCUUGGAUUAGAGUCAAGCCCUCCAUGUCAGGGCUCACAAGCUGCUAGUAUUAUAUGUUUCAUGGUGCAGUCAUAGUAUGUUACAGCUGAAAUUCACCCCAUGUGCAAAGCAGGGCAAAAUGCUGUGCACCACUCAAGUUCCCUCCCAGCCCUGCUGUCAGAGUUUUGAGGGCUGCACCAGCCAACUGUCCAUGCAUUUUAGGUCAGGAUCCAAUUAAAAGUUUGAGCGGGACUGGAGUGAUGCACCAGAAUAUUGUUCUGCUCCUUUGCAACAGGGUUGGUUUCACUCAGUAUCAAAUUUAACCCUUGGUGAAUCAACUGGUGAAUGAUUUGAAAUGUAUUUAUGGGUUGUGUGGGGUGUUUUUCCCCCUUGUCUGUAUUCAAUGCUACCUUUAUUCUUUAGUGUUGAUGGCCAAAGUGUCAUUCCUUAUGCUUAUAUAUUGCCAUUAACUUGUGGCUACCUGAGAACACAUACUUCAAAAAUGCUUGUGCUUUUUUUCACCUAUUUCUUUCUUUUUUAUUUCUU